Molecule: messenger RNA, 6580 nt
Organism: Helianthus annuus (common sunflower)
Lineage: Eukaryota; Viridiplantae; Streptophyta; Magnoliopsida; Asterales; Asteraceae
Exons: 5
Coding region: 2844-4319 (491 amino acids)
Source: RefSeq, a predicted model, not a curated record
UCAGUGAUACACGCGUCAUAAGAGAGAGAAAGGGAGAGAAAUUGUAUUAGUAGACCUAAUAAAACCCUUUCUUCCCUGAAUCUUCUUCUCCUCCGAGUCCACUCCACACCAAAAGGAGCUCGUCAGCCGCUGAAAUCGUGUGUUUUCCGGCGAAAUAGCGGAGGUUAUAAAGGGGCGAUGAGAGGGGGCUUGGGGAUUACAGAUAUUUGAGGCGCAAGUGCUUAUAGAUCUGAGCUGAGGUGGUCGGAACCCCCGAGUUCAACUGCACCACAAUCAUCACCGUCGCCGGAACCAGCUCAAAGCACGUGCAUCCUUUUGGUGCUAUGUAUGUUUAUGUAGCAGGGAAGGGAAUUACUGUGUGCUUUAUUUGGAUCGAUAAGUAGAGUAACUGAUUUUCGUUGCAAUUUAGUCUUCUAUUCAAACCUAUAUUUAUUGUAUAGAUAUGUGAAUCCUUUUAAGAAUUCCUAUUCAAACCGGUAGUUAUUAAAAAAAACUCAUAUAGAUCAUAGUCUAGAUGCAGGGGAUUUCUUAAGAGGUCGCUUGUCGACUAAACCGUUGCUGAUCAGUGAAAUCACCGACAUUCUCUACCGGUUGUGAAGUAAGUUAUAUAGAUGUUUGUUUUUCCUUCUACGUGACCUAAUCUGCAAUUGUUUUUCACAUUAAAGUUUACGAUUUGAUGUAAUAAGGAAUCUAUUAUAUACCAUGAUGUUGAAUGAAGGCAUAAUUAAAUGUUAGGGUUAAUGAAUACAAGAUGGGGUAUUGUGACUUGUAAGUAAGUCAUACUGUUUCAUAUAAUGGUAAAUAAAUUUAUAAAUAUAACUGAUGAUACUUACUUUAGAUGUUAAUAACAGUAUAAUUUUGAUAGAACUAUGAUGUAUAUUAUGAAAUGGGUGUGUACGGGUAUCAAACCAAUGUGUUAUGUUCCAAAAAAAAAAAAAGAUUUUUUGAAUCCCGAAUGUUUGUUUGUAUGAAUACAAAAUGGGGAAUCUCAGUUAUGGGUGAAAACAAAGAAAAUGGAAUAUUAACCAACAGAAGGAAUACAUUAAGGUUUAAUAGUUGAUAUGAUUUCUAACCCGUAUCCUAAGUAUGUGAUAUUUAAGUUGCAAGUUAGCAUUUUUGUUGAUGCUUGGCCUAAACAAGGAGGAUGAAGAAGACAAUAUGUGAUUAAAGGUCCUCUAAGUGAGUUAAGUGAACCUCAACAAGUUCAAGCACAUAGGGAAACCAGCAGCGGUAUUUCGUCAAGAACCUGUAUUCAUUCACAAUCGUUGAAAUCCUCAACAAAUACACUCAAGAAGACAAUACGCUAUGCCCCUUGCCUUACUAACAUCAAAGACAUGGCCUUUGGUUGUGGACAUCAGGUGGGAAGCUUUAAAUUGUGUUACUUUAUUAUAGUGGAGAGCGUGAUGAAUGAAGAAGCUGAGAAGUAAGUCUUUUAAAAGCUGCCGACAAUGAAGAAUAGGUAGGUUGAACCCAAAAAAGGCCCUCGUCCAUCUUUUGCACAACUUGUCUACAUAUCACUCUUCAUGUUAGUAUGCUAAGUUGUGAUAAAUUUUAAAUAGCACAACAUUUUGUAUAGCUUCGUUUUGUACACCUUUCAUAUAUAAGUUAGGCGAUGCAGCUAUGAAACGUCGGCGUAACAAAUACUUGGUUUUAUUUAGUACGGCUAUGAAUGGAUCCCCGCCGCAUCGCGCGGGUGAUAAAUCCUAGUUUAAAUUAAAUGGGUCUUAAGGGGCAUGGGUCCGGAUUAUUUAUGUGGGUCGGGUCAGGAUAUAACCCGAAUUGUAAAAAUAAAAAAAUAAAAACCACAUUAAAAUAAAACGAAUUGCAUGCCAGUAUCUGAUCAUCUCCUUCGUAAGACCCUAGACGCCAUUGUCAUCUUCAACCUCUAGUUUCGCCAAACCUGCACCAAAUCGAGUGGUUCUUGGGUGUAACUUGCUUAGUUUUUCGAGGAGAACAAAACCUCAGUGUUCGUUUUAUACGAUUCUCGCUCGUUUGUGAGGAAUCAGAGAAGGAAGGGACGAACCCUAAUUUUUAAAAUUGGGGGUUUUCGUUUUUUUUAGUUCCUGACGUUCAAUUUAGGUCCAAGCAAGUGUUUUCAGCAACAAAGGUAUGUGUUUCUCCACCGAAUCAUAUGAUUAGUAAGGUAUGAUCAGUAUAUGUCUUGAUAGUGAUGGUCAGGUAUUGCAAAUAAGAAUGUGGGUGCAUUUUUUUUUUUGUGUGUUAAUAAUGAGAUUGUGAUGGAUGCUAGGCUUUGUUGCUAGCACGGGGUAUCUCUAUGGCUACUAGCAGGUGUUAAUGGUUUAUCGAAUGUUCAUAAAAGCAAUUUUGUUGAUUCUAAAAGUCAACGAAUUGAGAAUUCAUGAACCUUUUGAAUGUGGUAAUUUGUUGAUGCUUAAAAAAAAGAGAAAAAAAAAACUUGUGUGUUUUGGAUCGCUAAGUAACUAACACGGUUGGACUCGAUAAACCAAGUAGCCAGAGUUUUAAAUAAGUUUGGGGAGGUUAUUGGAAAAUGGUGCACCCUUGUUUAACUGAUACGUACGUUUUGAAACGUUCCACUGUGAAUUCUUGACUUGACUUGGUUGUUUGGUUGUUGCUUGUUAUGUGUGUAGGAUGGGCAGAACAAUCAAAAGCAAGAAUAAGGGUGUUGCUAGUUUGUCCGAAUCAGCGUCAUCACGAUCCGUAAGACAAAAGAGAGUUGGGACAUCAAGGGGUCAGGAUGGUCCGUCAGGUGGAGCACAACUUGUACAACAUGAACACAUUGACGUCCACGUAGAGCUGAAUGGACGGGUGGUUCAUUGCUGAAGAUCCAUUCACAUUGGCAAUUAAAUGCAUUUAAUGAAAAAAUGGCGAAGAAUUCUAUUAGAGAGGCUGGUUUUCAGUGGGAAAAGGAGAUGACUAUGGAUCAGUUCCGACUGUUUGGGAUAGUUCUCAAAUUUAAAGCCUUAGGUUGGGAAGCCGCUUUAAGUUGCUAUGAUGGUGAAAGUGAAAGGUUGUAUCUGGAUGAUGUUCAACAAUGGGUUGGGACUUUGAAAAUGGACCCUGGUAGACGUUCACCGAAAACAAUGUCGUUGACAGGUAGAGCUGGUGGAGUUGACGUAACAAUGUCAAUGGAGACACUUAAUGAAAUCGCUCGAUUUGAUUCAAAACCAGCCAGUCAAUACAGUUACCCUACUGAGGAAGAAUUAAAACAUCCUGAGAAGCAGUCGACAUGGGAUGCAAUGUUGGAUGAGAUUUUUCUAGAGGGGAAGGGUAGAGGUGCAGAUAAAAAGGAGGAACUAAGAGUACCAGCGAGGUUAUUGUUAACAAUAGUGCAACAACAAGUCAUGCCAAGAAAAAGUGACAGAGCAUCUGUGAGGAAUCCCGAUGUGCCUAUUUUGUACUCUUUGAUCAUGAGCAGACCGAAGAUAUCUUUUAGAUAUCUUGUUAUGAUGAACACUUGGAUGUCUAGGAAUGAUUUUAAAAGGUGGCAAAUCCCACAUGUUCGUUUGAUUACCGCAUUGCUGAAGCAACAUGGGGCAAUUAGAGAGGGUUCUCCUUUUCACAUUGUGCAGAAAAAGUUCACACCAUGGACCCUUGAUGGGUUGAAAAAAUUUGGAUGGAAGUAUACCCGAACAGAACGUUACCACAAGUUAAAGCAUCAAGGUAGAAAAUGGAGGGUUUUGAGACCCGAUGCUAGGCAAUUGGAACCGGGUGAGAGAGAUGAACCUCAGAGUGAUGAUUCAGUGAUGGGUGAAAGUGAUGGUGAAGACGCUGAGGUUGAUGAGGGGCCUUCUGUUAGGGCCAGGGCUGGUGUUGGUUCGAGCAUGCUUCAACUUAGGGGUAUGCAGUUUGGUUUUGAGGAUACUUGUCCAGGGUUGGAUCAGUUGGUCCAGCAGGCAAGACCUUCCGACUAUGGCGAAUGGCCUGCGUAUUAUCAGGUAAUCUUUGAUCAGAAUACCCGAGGUUUUGCGCAAUUAAGAUGGGAUGCUCAGCGAAAUUAUAGUAGGCAGGAGCUUUGGAACCGCAUUCAUGAAUAUACUCACCAAAGGGAGAUCAAUCACAGGGCUGAGGAUGAUCGACAGAGGCGGUUGCACACAGCAUGGCGUACAGGUCAGCCGGUGGUGGAAAACCCACCACACAUUGACUACACUUCCCUUCCGCCUUAUGAUGGUUCAGUUGACUACCCAGUGCCUCCGGUUCACCAUUCAGAGUGGGUGGACCCACACCAAGAGCGCGCUCAAAAUCAGGAGGAAGGUCGGGUAGUAGGAGCAUUUGGAUUCGGGGAAUUUGUGGACACGUUGACGUCCAUCUUUGGACCUCCUCAGCAUCGUUAUCACUGAGCACUCGCUGAUCGGUGUCGAUCAGGUCCAUGUGUUCUUCCUAUCUCUUGUGUUUUGUAUUUUUUUUUCUUAUAUUGUGUGUUGGGUGGUGGUUUAGACCAUAGGCGGUUUGGCGGUGUUUUGUUUUGUUUAUUUGUGUAGGAUUUAUGUGGUUGUCUCUUUGGUGGUGUAAAACAUUAUACUAUGUGUUGGGUAUGGUAUUAGUGGGUUUUUGUCUUGUGUAGAUGGAUGGGUGGUUGAAAUGAGUCGCUUGAAUGGGAUAAAUUGCAUGUUGGUAAAUCACACAUUUGACCAUAAAACCUAUACAUUGGGGACAAUGUAUCCCAAGUGUGGGGAUGAGGGAAGUUUUUGAAAAAUUGAAAAAUUUUAAAUUUUUGUCUUAAAAGCGGUCUAAUCGGGCGUGAAAGCGGCUUUUUCAGUACAUCUACUCGUCUCUGCUUGUGGUGCGCGGGUCCUUAGUCAUGGUCUAAUCUUACAGAAUAGUAAUAUGAGCCGUUUUCAGCAGGUGUUUUUAGAAAAAAAAUGUUUAGAACUUGCCUAACUAGGGGUGACAAGUUGUUGGUAAUAAAUGCAUGCACACAUCGGUAACCUUAUUCCCCACGUUAGUGAGAUUUUGAGCCUACUAGAAUGUUAGUUGAAUUGAGAUUUAUAUAUUCAUUUGUUGAGAGUAGGCCGUAUGUUUCUCUGUUUUAGAACUUGUGUGAUUCGAUACAUGCUGAGACUUUGGACUAGAUAUAUGCACAUAAAUGAUAAAGGCACAUUAGGAUCUCCUUUUUCUUUUACACCUUUGAUAACCGAUUACCCAAAAAUUAACCAUAGUAGCCAACUUUGAGCCUUAUACCUGUUCGUUUGUCAAACCCAAGUCAUUAUCCAAACCGACCCGUUACAUUACCAACCGUAAAUGACAAUCUAUGUGUUCAGUUGUUUAUGUUGUUGAAAAAAAAAAGUAGUAGCGAUGAGAAAAAAGAAGAAAAAAGAGAAAAAGAGAAAAUUCAGUCAAGUAAAUAGGCCAAAUGGUCGAAAUAGGCGGCUGGAGAAAAAUAUAUAUUUGUUAUUUAUUAAGUUAGUGUGAAUAAAGAUUGUCAUGUAUUGGUAUCUCCCUAUUCGUUUAGCCACUUAAAAUAGCCAAAAAUUCACCACCUUUACCCUAAGCCCAAAACCCGUAAGUCCUUUAGAUAUGUGCGUUGUCUAUGUGAUAGAGUGGAGGUGUGAUUGUCAUACAAGCAUAUGAAUACAGAGUUUCAUAUUCGGUUAAUGAGUGUUUCAUACUAGCGCAUUACAUGCUAGUUCAGAUAUUAAACCGAGGGGAGCGACAAAUUGUGAGGGGUGUGUUGCAUGAAAAUAAAAACCGGGAGCAUGUUAGGCUUAGUUGGGCGAGUUCUGUUUCAAAAAUGUGUACUGUGUUUGCUUGCUGAAUUAACACAUCUAAUGCUAAUCAAGGAAUGGGGUAUGACUUUGGACCCUAGCUAAUGCAUAGUGGGGGCGUUUGGGGUAUUCGUUAUUUGUCCGUGAUAACGUUUCGAAUGGAGUUGCUUGAGGGCAAGCAAAGGUCAAGUGUGGGGAUGUGAUGGAUGGUAUUUGGAUUGUGAUUUAUAUGCGUUUAAUGUCCAAUCUUAUGCAUAUUUGAGUGUUUAUAUGUGUGGAAUUGGAUAACUAUGAGAAAAUGAUGCUUUGCAGGUUAAAUGUGAAGAUUAGAGGUGUUUUGGAGAAUGCAAAUGGAGAGUAAAUAAAGAUAUCAAAGCAUGAUAUGAUAGAGAAUUGGAUUUCAAAGACGUGGGCGCAAACGGGGAAGAAAACGGAGUUAAAACGAAGAAGUUAUGAAGAAAACAGUUUUGUGAAUAAGCUGCCGACAGUAGCCUACGGAUCUGACAGUAGCUUACGGUUCAGGGGUUACGGAAAUCAGGUUUAAUAUGCGAAAAUUAGGUUUUUAUGGGGAUCUUUUAUUCCAUUCGACCUGUGACGAUUUUGGGGAGACCAUUAGGGGAUUUUGGGGCAUUCUUCUACAAUUCCACACCUUCCAUUCAUCUCCUAAUCAUCAAUCAUGCAAUUUCUCAUCAAGAUUGAAGAUCAAAUCAAGAGCAUGAGUGGCUAAACCACCUGUGAUCAUCUUCGGGGUUAGGGUUUAUGUACGAAACGUUGGUUUGCUUAUUGUUACAACUUUUUGGAUUAGGAUUCGAUUAAACUUUCGGUUAGUCGUUCCUAUUGUUUUUGUUUUGAUUAAACAUUAUUUGAUUAUCGUAUUCAUUCGUGUUCAUCAAUUA